AUAACUUGCCCAAUUCCUAAGCGACAGCCGACAGGCCUCGGGGCUCUCUGGGUUUUAGGCGGAAGACGGAUCGAAGGGCGAGGGUUUUGGACCUGUUGGUCAUCCAUGGCGUCCAGGGCUUCUUCGAAGGGAAAGGGCAAGGCGGCGAGGGGAUCCAACGAGCAGUCGACGGCGAGGUCCGUGAAAAAGUGGAGCACCUGGGCGAUGAAGAAGGCGAAGGUGAUCACCCACUACGGCUUCAUCCCCCUCAUCAUCAUCAUCGGCAUGAACUCCGAGCCCAAGCCCCAGCUCUCGCAACUCCUCAGCCCGGUCUGAACCCGAGAAAUCCCUCCGAUUCUCGGAUCGAAUCGCUGGGAACAUUGGGAUCGUUCGUGGGUUGGAGUAGAUUAGUAGGAGAUAGGUGGUAAUGCUAGGUCUAUCACUCUUUAUCUUUUGUAAUUUCGGUCCAAAAGAAUUUCCUUAUGUGGAAUUUUCUUAGAUGGGUUGUGAUUGACGGUGGAAAAUACUUGAAAUUUUAUGGUUCUGCUUCUUUUCAUAAUGCUAUAAUUCAGCUUCCACUGUACUGAAUAGUUAAU
Molecule: messenger RNA, 575 nt
Organism: Elaeis guineensis (African oil palm)
Lineage: Eukaryota; Viridiplantae; Streptophyta; Magnoliopsida; Arecales; Arecaceae
Source: RefSeq, a predicted model, not a curated record